CGGUGAUGAUGGGGGGAGUCAAAUGAGAGCGGCCGUCCUCCCCGCAGCGCGCACACUGAGCCAAAGUGGAGUGGAGGAGACGCGUCCUCUCUUUCCCUCGCAAGCCGCUGACUCCUCUCUUCAGGCACAAAAGUUACCUCCCCAAACCACCUUCCUCUCCGAACAGCUGGAGCCAGUCCAGCUCUGAGGAGGAGAGAGGAGGCGCGACAAAUCCGGCUGCUUUUACCUGGUUUUUGUGGAAGAGUGCACCGGCAUGGGUACCCCAACAAACCCGCUUCUCACCUCGGGGCUCCUGCUUCUCGGCGCAGUUCUCUCCGUCUUCUCCAAAGGGGUCACACAGUCUGACAGCUUGCCCUCAGGGCAUGGAACCCUGCCACACUUCAUCCAGGAGCCAGAGGAUGCCUACAUUGUCAAAAGCAAUCCUACCAAGCUGCGCUGUCGAGCCACACCCGCCUUACAGAUUUUUUUCAAAUGCAACGGGGAAUGGGUGCAUCAGAAUGAACACAUGUCUCACGAGUACAAAGACCUCAUCACAGGUCUGAAGGUGCGUGAAGUGAUGAUAAACAUUUCCCGCCAGCAAGUGGAGGACUUUCAUGGGCCUGAGGACUACUGGUGUCUCUGUGUGGCUUGGAGCCACUUGGGCACCUCAAAAAGUCGGAAGGCGACAGUCCGCAUUGCCUACCUAAGGAAAAACUUUGAGCAGGAUCCCCAGGGAAAGGAGGUGCCAAUCAACAGGAUGAUUGUUCUGCACUGCCGUCCUCCGGAGGGAGUGCCAGCAGUGGAGGUGGAAUGGCUAAAAAAUGAAGAGUUAGUAAGUUCCAUGACUGAUGACAAUAUUGACUCCCGGGCUGACCAAAACCUCAUCAUCAACGAGGCCCGUCUGUCCGACUCCGGCAACUACACAUGUCUGGCCAGCAACAUAGUGGCAAAAAGACGCAGCGCCACAGCCACAGUCAUCGUCUUUGUGAAUGGCGGCUGGUCUCUCUGGACGGAGUGGUCACCCUGCAAUGUGCCCUGUGGCUGGGGUGUCCAGAAGAGAUCACGGACCUGCACAAACCCAGCCCCUCUGAAUGGUGGGGCCUUCUGUGAGGGGAUGUCUGUGCAGAAGAUCCCCUGUAAUGCCCUUUGUCCAGUUGAUGGAGGCUGGGACGAGUGGAGUGAAUGGACAUUGUGCAAUAGUUUGUGUGGAAGGCACCGCACUCGGGAGUGCAGCUCUCCAGCACCCAGACAUCGAGGCAAAAUGUGUGAAGGGAACAGCGAGGCCACUGAGAACUGCACAGAUGGGCUGUGUACCCAGAAUCGAAACCUGCGACAUGAUGUUAAACCUCAAAGUAUGGAGGGUUCUAAUGAUGUGGCUCUGUAUUUGUGCCUCGGAGCUGGCAUCAUCGCAGUGGCCUUCCUUGUAGUGGUCGUUAUGUUAUACAGGAAGAGCCACAGUGAGUAUGGAGUGGAUGUGAUCGACUCCUCAGCUCUGACCAGGGGUUGUCAGUCUUUUAACUUUAAGACUACCAGUCAAGGCAACCCGCUGCUUCUUAACUCCUCAAUGCGAUCAGACCUAACAGUGGGGCGCACAUACAGCACUCCCAUCUGUUUUCACGAAAGCGCAGACAAGGAACUCUUUGACCCCCUGCCAGACAUCGCAGUCAAAGUUCAGAGCUCCUUCAUGAUUUCGUUAGGUGUGGCGGAUCACGCAACGUUUCCCGACAAAGUUCCCGCUGAGACUUACCAACGAGACCUCGGCUGUGAAUACUGCAGCACCAUGGAGAGACGCAAGAAGGACACGCUGAUGUUCAGCAGACCCAUUGCCGUCGACAAAGAGCAACCACGGACCAGCGGCGUGUUCGGCCACCAAGGAGGGCGGCUGGCGGUGCCAAGCACAGGAGUCAGUCUGCUGGUACCUCAUGGAGCUGUGGCUGAAUAUAUGUCCUGCGAGGUGUACAUGGUGAUCAAUCAGGGAGAGUCAAGUAUUGAAACUCUGGAAGGCUGUGAAAUCCUCCUGGGCCCAGAGGUGACAUACGGCCCUUCAAAUCUGGACCUUUUCUGCCCGGCUGCCGUGACCGUCCCCCACUGUGCAGUGGUUGACAAGGAGAACUGGAACAUUCAGCUGAGGAGGAAAACCCAGGACAGUAAAUGGGAGGAAGUGAUGUUGGUAGAUGAGGAGUCCACUUCCUGUUUUUGUUUAAUGGACUCAACCUGCUGCCACCUGCUGCUGGACCAGCCAGGCUCAUAUGCGCUGGUAGGGGAACCUCUCAAUCAGGCUGCCAUGAAAAGGCUGAAGCUGGGUGUGUUUGGUGGCCUGGAGGCCAGCUCUACAAACUACUGUCUACGUGUUUAUUGUGUGGAUGACACGCCACAUGGCUUUCAGAGAGUGGUGGCAGCAGAGAGGACCAGAGGGGGUCAGCUUCUGGAAGAGCCAAAGAUGUUGCCUUUCCAAGCUAAUACUUUCAACCUCCAGGUGUCAAUCCAGGAUGUUCCCCAGUUUCUUUGGAGCAUCAAACCCUUUACAACAUGUCAGGAAUUCUCCUUCUCCCAAGUGUGGUGCAGCAACCAGCAGCCUAUGCACUGCACCUUUGCUCUGGAAAGAUUUAGCCCUGCCACGGCCCAGCUCUCCUGCAAAAUCAGCGUGCGCCAGGUCAAAGGGCACGAGCAGAUACUGCAGGUCUACACAGCCGUGGCUGAGGGUGAAAAGGAGUCCCCUCCCUUUUUUAUGCAGACGGACUGCUCUGUUACAUCCCAAACGGGGCCCAAGGCUUUCAAAAUCCCAUCGUCCAUCCGCGAGAGGAUCUGUGCUACCUUUGACACUGCCAACGCCAAGGGCAAGGACUGGCAACUCUUAGCCCAGAAACUUCACCUGGACCGAAACCUGGGUUAUUUUGCGAAGCAGCACAGUCCUUCUGCAGUCAUACUGAGCCUGUGGGAGGUCUGUCACCCGGACGCUGAUGACCUUGACUCUCUUGCCAACGCUCUUGAGGAAAUCGGCAAGAUUCACUCCUGUAGCUCCCCAGAGGACCAGGACGAAGACCAGUCUGACGCCGGUCAUGUGGAUGCGAGCUCUCUGUGUGGACCUGGUGGACUGACCAGUGAAGACUCUGCCGCUGACUUCACAGGCUGAGAGCAAAGAGGCAGCUACACUGCCAGCAGACAGACUAAGACUAGUGCCCGUGUGUGCGUGCAGCCAGUGAAGAACGGCGUGCCGCGCUGAGAGGCCAGGAAGUUGUUGAGUGUGGGAAACGCCGGCCAACUGCUGAGCCAGUGCUGGCCGUGAAUCUAUGCGUCUGCCGUAAGAAGCUGCCAGGGGGAUCAACUGUACAUCUAUUUCCACUGAUUGGAUCUCAAAAGUGAUUGUUUGCCUUUUUUUUAAGUGAAGUAUACAUGUUUCUUUCAAACCAAUCUUGUAGCUGCACUAUUUACCCUUAACUCUAAAGUGACAAAAAACUUAAACCGACUACAAUUAAAUGAAUUUACAAACAGAUUAAAUUAAAUUUACCUUUAAAGAUUUUCACAUUACGUUUCUAAAAGCACAAAUAUUUAACUUUGAAUUGAAAGAAAAUAAAAUGUGUUCCUUUUUGUUGUGAAAAAAAAAUUGUUUUUAAACUUUUAAUUACUCCUAUGCAUUUUAUUUAUUUUUUUUAAUCAAUUUUUUUCAUUAAUUGCAUUUUAUUUAAAAAUUAAGGCUGCAAGCGACGUUUAUAUAUUCACACGGUAUGUCAUUGUUUUUUAGCUUCCGGCAAGGAUUUAUGUAAUAGGGGAACACCACUUUUGCGAGCUCGCCAUGGUAACGCCAUUCAAAAUUUACAAUUUCUAAUCCCAAGAUUUUCUCAAGUAGCUUCUCAAUGAAGCUCGAGAAGUUAGGAGGCAAUAGAUUGAAAUCCCAGGAGGAGCUUGAAUUUGUAGAAGUCAUAACAAUGAUUUUUAGGGGGGAAAUUCAAGAUGGUGGCCUCAAAAGGUCAACAAAACUUUGAUGGCAGUUACAUACUUUGCGGGGUGACACGUGGGAUCAUUUCCAUCAAAUUCACUUAAACAAAAAAUGUUUUUCUAUAUUGUGAGAAAAUCCCUAAAUUUCACACUGUGCCACAAAAAGGCCUUCAGUCCUGCGGCCAUCCGAUAAUUAUUUCAAAGCUUCUUUUGGAUAUUCAAGACACGUUUUGGUGUAGUAAUGUGGAUUUUUAAUUAUUUUCUGAGCCCCACAAGAAAUUUUGGGGGCCAUUCCUUUUUCUUUCUUUUACUGUGAUCUCAUCUUUUUUUCUUUCUUUUUUUUGGGGUGGGGAGGGGUCACUAUGCCCAAAAUGUGUUUUUACCUGGGAGUAGGUGUGUGCAAAUUUUGUUGUGUCUGAGUGUGUGGCAGGGCAAAGUAAGAAAGAAUUGUGAAAACGACGUGAUCCUUACUGUCUAGCCCAGCUGCAGGACAUAGAAAGGACUAAACUACUAUUAUAUUACUGCAUAUUUGAGUCCUUUUCCCAAAUCUGUUUGGAAGGAGCACCUGUUAUUUACAAAUUAUAUAUUUAACAUUUUUUUGGUCAUGUUUAAAAAUUAUCUUGGAAAAAUGUUUUUAUUUCACAUUCAUUACAAGUCAAAAGUUUGGAUUGACAAAUGUGUCCUAAUUUUGACUGUUGGUGCAUAUUUAUGGGGUCAAUUAUAGCUUCCUUUUAAUUGAAUGUAUGUAUUUUAUUAAUUUUUUCUGUCUUUUUUACAUUUAAUUUGGCUACAGAUGAUAACAGAUGGUGUACAGAUAAUUUAACAAGUGUCCUAAUAUUGAAAUCCCUCAUGUUUGAUUAUUGUUCUCUUCUGUCAAACAAUUCAGAGAUUAAGAACUCCUUUCUAGAGAAAAUCCUCAGUUUAAAAUCUAUUUAUAUUUUUUUGCUUCACAGGAGAUUUUCUUUUACACAAUCAUGAAAAACUACAACAAAAAAAAAUUAAAUGUAUUCAUUCCAUUUGAUGCCUGAAGGACAAUGGAGUAAUUUAAAUAGAAAAGGAGCCACAGAAUUCUAAGCAUGGCCCUAACCGUCUCUACAGCUUUGCAGAGAAAAAAACACACACAACAUCCAUUUGCUAAGGAGGAAGAGUGACUAACAUCUUAUCGGCAUAUUACCAGCAUUUACAGACCUCAUAUCAGACCCCGACACCCGUCUGCUGCUAAGCCCCCUUCUUAACCUUAGUUCACAUGCACACCCACAAAAGCAGACACUGUCACAUUUUUGGCUUCCAAGGACAUAUGCAUACAUGAAAAAAAAAAAAAAAAAAUAUGAGUUGACGCGCAACC
Messenger RNA from Oryzias latipes (Japanese medaka), 5260 nucleotides. RefSeq names its product unc-5 netrin receptor Db (gene unc5db). Gene Ontology annotation, molecular function: netrin receptor activity; protein binding. Gene Ontology annotation, cellular component: membrane. NCBI's taxonomy places the organism in Eukaryota, Metazoa, Chordata, Actinopteri, Beloniformes, Adrianichthyidae. Gene Ontology annotation, biological process: axon guidance; netrin-activated signaling pathway. The record is from RefSeq and is a predicted model, not a curated record.